AUGGGUAAAAGAAAGUCAUCCUCACGUAAACCAGCAAAGAAAAUCAAACAAACACUUGAUACCACAUUCACAUGUUUGUUUUGUAAUCAUGAGAAAUCAGUUAUUUGUACAAUAGAUAAGAAGAACUUAUUAGGUGAAUUGCAUUGCAAAAUAUGUGGGCAAAGUUUUCAAACUGCUAUACAUUCAUUAUCACAACCAGUAGAUAUAUAUAGUGAUUGGAUUGAUGCUUGUGAGGAUUUAGCUGAAGAAGCAGAAAAACAUGGUAAUGAUGAAGAAGGUGACGUCUACUCUGACGGGGACGAUAAUACGGCUACCAAUAAUAAUUCUGGAAGACAUGAGAAAGAUCCCAUUCUAGAUUCUGAGGACGAAGACGAUGAAAAUUUUUAA
Candida albicans SC5314 is the source of this 387-nucleotide messenger RNA. RefSeq lists its product as uncharacterized. The transcript has a single exon. The coding region runs from base 1 to 387 and encodes 128 amino acids. Gene Ontology annotation, biological process: transcription elongation by RNA polymerase II. Gene Ontology annotation, cellular component: transcription elongation factor complex. The record is from RefSeq and is a predicted model, not a curated record. Lineage: Eukaryota; Fungi; Ascomycota; Pichiomycetes; Serinales; Debaryomycetaceae. Gene Ontology annotation, molecular function: RNA polymerase II complex binding.